AUGGUUGAAGGAGUAUUUAUAAACUUUGUACCAUAUAAUAAUUCAAAGUGUACUGGAGAAUCUAUUGGUAUUGGGUAUUCAUUUCAAUUAGAUCAAUCACAACAGUGUAUACCUGGUAUAUCGGAAUCGAGUCAAUUUACAUUCAACCAAUCACAAACCUUAACACAAGAUGUUGGUAUGACAGUCAAUUUGUUUGGUUUGAUUGCAUCGAUAGACUAUUAUUCAUCGUCAACAUGUUCACCACAAUCUAAAGUAAAUUCUACUGCCUACAAACAUAAUGGAUGUUAUCUCAUUCAAUUACAAUCGAUUCAACAGUGGUCACAGAUUAUCAUCAUUGAGAGUAAUGACAAUCCACUACCAAUAUCAACUGAUUCACCCUAUGCUUUGGUUUAUUCACAGUAUACCUCUGAACAAUCUUGUCAACAAUCCUCUUCACCUUCAUCAUCAUCCUAUCAAUACUAUUAUACAAUUUCAAACAACUCUACCAUUGAAAUUGACCAACAACCUCCUUCACUUUUAUUUACUUGUUCAACAAAUCAACAACCAACUUUAUCAAUUGAUUGCAAUGUUCAAGAAGGACAAGAAGAUUGUAAAACUUUAGAUAUUGGAUAUCAAUGUAUUAAUAAUAAUAAUAAUAUUUAUAGUUCACAACAAUGUUAA
Messenger RNA from Cavenderia fasciculata, 660 nucleotides. RefSeq lists its product as uncharacterized. The coding region runs from base 1 to 660 and encodes 219 amino acids. Lineage: Eukaryota; Evosea; Eumycetozoa; Acytosteliales; Cavenderiaceae. The transcript has a single exon. The record is from RefSeq and is a predicted model, not a curated record.